Trichoplax adhaerens is the source of this 687-nucleotide messenger RNA. RefSeq lists its product as uncharacterized. The record is from RefSeq and is a predicted model, not a curated record. The transcript has 3 exons. NCBI's taxonomy places the organism in Eukaryota, Metazoa, Placozoa, Uniplacotomia, Trichoplacea, Trichoplacidae. The coding region runs from base 1 to 687 and encodes 228 amino acids.
AUGAAAAUCCUAAUAUUAAAGAUAUGUUUAUGGUCGUUAUUAUGCUGUCAAUCACUAGCAGAUCUUCCAGGAUGGGAAAACGUGCGUAUUAACAUGAAUAAUAUUGGUCCAACAGUUUAUGGGGCGAAUUCGAUAACUCAUGCUAUUGUAACCAACAUUCCCCAUGAUUAUCAUGACUUUUACUACAUCUGGCAUGUGAAUGAAGAUAUCUUCAGUUUUCAAGUAUAUCAUGCCUAUAAUGAAACUAAAUAUAUUUACCAGUGGGAUAGUGAUGAUAUCGGCAUGAAUACGGUUCAUGUCUGUCUAUUUAAAGGUCCAUUUACAAUGAUAAAAUGUAACUCAACCAAGGUCCUGGUCAAUUCUCAUCUACAAGUUAACUUUAAAGUUCAGCGAACGUCUGGCUCAUGGCUUCAAACGGAUAUCUUUCCACUUGGAACGGUCAAUAUUAGUUGCAGCUUAAUUGAUCCCAGUGCCUUCUUCGAGAAUUCGACUAUUACUUAUAAUUGGACUACAGGAGAUGGUCGCGGAUAUACCAAUGCAUCGUUGAAUGCUUCUUACUGGACAACUCAGCAUAAAUAUAUCACUACCGGGCUUCAUGUCCUUAAAGUCAAUGUGUCAACGACCGGCCCAAAUUCUGCUAAAUAUUAUGGCAUUGCAACUGAGAACAUUACAAUUUACGGUAACUGA